CUCAAAAGAAGCAGCUUCUUUCGUCUUUAAACCGAACAAUUGUGGGAAAGCGUUACAAUAAAUAACCGGAAAACUUUUAGAUUAUGACGUUAAUUGGUCCAUGCCCAUGAUAUAGAUUUGGGUUUUUUUGUGCUGUUGCGUCAGUAUGAGCGGGAAGUUGUGUUUGUUUGUAGUUAGUGUUGUAAACUGCCAUUGAACUCGCGUGCUCUCAAACUCAAUUGAGUCUGUCAGAUGGAGAACUUCAUUCUGUAUGAAGAGAUUGGAAGAGGCAGUAGAUCGGUUGUUUAUAAAGGCAGAAGGAAAGGCAGCAUACAUUUCGUGGCCAUCAUCUGCAGUGACAAAUCCAAGAGACCUGAAUUAACAAACCACGUGAGACUUGCUCACGACAUCAAGCAUGAUAAUGUGGUCUCUUUCUAUGAAUGGUAUGAGACCAGCAACCAUCUAUGGCUGGUGGUGGAGAUGUGCACAGGUGGAUCCCUGGCAGCACUAAUUGCUCAGGACGAGUGCUUGUCUGAGGAUGUUGUGCAAGAGUUUUCCUUGGAUCUGAUAAAAGGUCUUAAAUACAUCCACGACUCUGGCAUUGUUUUCUCGGAUUUCACACCAGCAAAGAUAUUGUUGGAUGGUCCAGGGACUCUGAAGUACUCAAAUUUCUGCUUGGCCAAAGCUCAAGGAGAGAAUCUGGAAGAAUUCUUCUGUCUGGUGAUGGCAGAAGAGACAGGAGCUGGUGAUAGCAGAGAGAACAUGAUCUCUCUACAAAAAAACAUCAAGAACAGAAUUAAAAGUUCUGCUGUGUACUGUGCCCCUGAGGUGCUGAGAGGGGCAGACUCCAGUGUCUGCAGUGACUUGUGGGCAUUAGGCUGCAUCCUUUAUGAGAUGUUCACAGGAAAACCACCCUUUGUCUCUGAGAGUAUGACUUGCAUAAUUGAUCUCAUUUUAAAUGAAGAUCCUCCACCCCUAAGACAAAAAGAGCCUGGCGUCUUACAACCCAGUCCAGAGUUUGAGAGCCUUGUCAUGAGUUUACUUCAAAAAGACCCUGUGAAAAGGUCAAGCUGGAAACCUUUAUUGUCUCACCCAUUCUGGAGGGGAGCAUUUUCAGAAACGCAGUCCAAUGUGGAAAAAGAGCAGGGUGCCUCUUUGAUCUCCAGCCUGCAUUUGGCCCCUCAAACAGCAGAGGAAGCACAAACAGCAGUUGAAGCACAAACCGCACCUGUUGACCCAGGCAGCCCAAACCUCAGCAAGUCCUUCACAUUAGGUAAUAUGAUUGAGUUUAGACCAAAGUCUGCACUGGACAAUGAUGCCAGAGAGGCGAUUUUCCUCCUCAGCUCCAGACCAACUCCAAGAACAUGUAAUACUGCAAGAGAGAUGGUGGAUAGAGGGCCUGAAACUCAAGAGUCCAGUGUCCUGGUGGAGGAGCAAAGUGACAUGAACACCUGCAUUAAAGCCCUUUUAUAUACAGACAGUGACUUCAUGGUGACCCCCAUCAUGGAUAACCCAAAGAUUUUAAAGACUGCUUCAGUUCGUUUUGACCCAAAAUCACUUUGUGUACCAGCACAUUCAGCUGAACGGUUGUCCUGUCUGAGCUUAGAAGAAUGGUCUCCCUUCCUGCUGCAGGUGUGUGCUGUUCUGGAGUCAGUGGAUCGUGCCGGAUCAGCCAAUACCACAGCAGCACGCACUAAACUCAACCUGCUCUGUUACCUAUGCACUGUCUGCAACCACAGAGAGAUGGCAACACGCCUCAUACAUUCCCAGCUGUUCCCUGUGCUUGUUCAACAGAUGCGACAUGCUCCAAACUGGGAUGUAAGGAGCAAAGUGAUGAGAGUCAUUGGAUUGCUGGCUUCCCACUGCACAGAGCUCAGAGAGGAUGUUCCUAUCACAGAGGCAGUAACCAUGUUCACAGAGCUGAUCCGAGAAAACUUUAGGAGCAGCAAACUGAAACAGUGCUUGAUUCCACCACUAGGGGAGCUGCUUUACCUCAUUGCUACACAGGAAGAGAAGAAAGAGUGCCCAGGAGGAUUGUGGGUCGUUCCUGCUGCCGCCUACACCGUGUUAAUGAGGUGCCUUCGGGAAGGGGAGGAGCUGGUGGUGAACCAUAUGGCUGCCAAAACCAUUGAGAAUGUGUGCAGCCGAGAGUCCCAAUACGCCCAGGGAUUCAUCACUGCUGAUGUAGGACCUACACUCUGGUAUCUGUUCACACACUCCACUGUGGAUGCACUCAGGGUCAGCGCAAUAUCUGCUUUAUGUAAAAUAACACGGCACUUUGCGGGUGCCUUCCAGAGUGUGAUUGAUAAGGUGGGAAUACCCAGCAUCCUCAUUUGCCUGGUGUCAGGCAUCAGCCGUGUCCAGCAACACAUGCUCACUAUGUUUGCCACCAUGUUGUUAUCAGGAUCACACUCCUACAGACUGGUACAGGACCGGGACUUUGUUAUGAAGAUAAUCCGGUCUCUGGAGAGUCCGUCUUCAGUCAUCCGCGCCAAGGCCUUCCUCGUUCUCCUACAGGUCCUUAUGAACAACAGAGAGAUGCUUCUGCUCUGCUGUAACUCCAGGUUGGUGAUGUACAUUGAAAGAGACGUCCGAAAGGCAACACCAGGGAAGGAGCAACAAAGCGGCAAUGAAUACCUGUCAGAAUGCCUGGCCCUCUUCAUCCGUCACACUGUGCACGAACUGCCAGCCAUCCUGGAUGACAUCCUGUCCGUGUUGGGUAGUAUUGUGGGAAGGAAGCACCCCUCUCCGACACAGGCCCGUCAGCUGAAGCAGAGUCUCCCCAUGAUGGCUGUGGUGCUACAUCUACUCACCUCACAGAUCUUUCGACCACAGGUGGUGACUGAGGCCUUUCUCAUAAAGUUUGGGAAACUGCUGAAUCACAUUACAUCCAUUGACUCUAAUGAAACGAAUUUGGGAAGUGCUAUAGGUCAGGCAUCAUCUGAGGAGUUGAUCAGAAACACAUUAUCUGCAGUGGAGGCUAUUUCCCAGCAUCCCGCUUUGCUCAGUGUCCAUCACUGCACUGUUGUGGAUUUGAUUGUACCACCACUGGCGUCACUGGCCUUUAGUAAGAAUGUCCAGUGGCGAAUCGUGAGUUUGCGGGUGCUGUCAGAGAUCACACUGCUGUUGCUGAGCCAAGAGGAGGUGGAGGAGAGAGAAAGAGAUGGAGAAUGGAAAGUAGAAGGCAUCUCCUCAAACACACGACUGCUGGCACUCAUCUCUGAGGCCCUGCUGCCACAGUAUGAGACUUUGCUUCUGGAGCCGGACCCUCUACCUCUGUAUGCUCUGAAACUGUUAGUGUCCCUAACUGAGCACAGCUCACAUGUCAGCAGGCUUGUUAGAGAGAGCCGUCUCCUGCCUGCUGUCUUUCAAGUCAUAGAGGAGCAUCAGAAUAAUGUCCUUGGAGGCACGAUGCAGAACGCCAUAUCUCUUCUUUGCAAUCUGAUUGGACAGAAGGGCACCGACCUCCGACCGUUCUACCAGCAAGGUGUAAUUGAGGUGGUGUGUAAUGUCUUAGUGGAAGUCUCUGGCUUGUAUCUGGAGAAAGAACAGCAGUCAGGACCGAAGAGCUGCUAUUCUCUGCUCCUGUGUCUUCUAGACAUCAUCCACUGCCUGCUUAAACACCUCUCGUCUGUUGUCCGACUUGCCCUGCAGAGAUCAGACAGUAAUGAAGACACAGCUGCUGCAGAGAAGCUACUGCUCAUCAACAAACCACUGACAGACCUAAACAACCUCCUCAUUCAGCUGCUGACAUGUAAUGACAAUGAGGUGUAUGAGGAGGCCAGUCACUGUGUAUCUCUGUUGGCUCAGAUGUAUGGAGGAGAGGGAGCUGACUGCCUGCAGCCAGAGGAACUGCUCAGCCUGGCACAUGCACUGCAGACACAUACUGAGCCCAGACAACAGAAACUGCUACUCCGCGUGCUCAAACGCUUGAUGAGUGCAGUUGGCAGCUCCUGUUGGGAAUCUUCGGAGGGUCAGAUCCUGAUUAAUGUGCUCCAAAAUCUGCCGCUACCUAGUAGGCUCCAAUCAGACAUGACCGUGAAAUCACUAGCUGGAGAGAUUCUGAAGAGCAUUGGACAGAACUGAGACUCUACAAAGCUGUGCUUAUCUUUUGGUAUUUAAUGUAUAUAUUUACAUUUGUGAUUUUUAUCUGAAACUCAAGUAAUAUUUCACUCCAUAAACCACCCACAAAUGUAGUAACACUUCAGUAACAUUAAACCACUUUCCUAAUGUUUUAUUCCCAGUAUCUAUCUUAGUUGGUUAUUGUUCUUUCUUAGGGCAGCACCUUGUAUGUAUUUAAUAUUUUUUUUACAUAAAUAAUAAAAAGGCCACACCAGAGAUACAUUUGUCCACUUUAUUGUUUAGCCAGGUCAUAACCAAGUCUCCAACCAACAUCGCAGGCUACAAUAAUUAGGGGUUCUUUUCAAAAACCUUUCUAAAGCUACCAUCAAAAUAAGAACAAGACAGAAAGAAAGAUGAACAAAACUGGCCCCAAC
Messenger RNA from Xyrauchen texanus (razorback sucker), 4475 nucleotides. RefSeq names its product unc-51 like kinase 4 (gene ulk4). Gene Ontology annotation, biological process: protein phosphorylation. NCBI's taxonomy places the organism in Eukaryota, Metazoa, Chordata, Actinopteri, Cypriniformes, Catostomidae. Gene Ontology annotation, molecular function: protein kinase activity; ATP binding. The record is from RefSeq and is a predicted model, not a curated record. The coding region runs from base 232 to 4065 and encodes 1277 amino acids. The transcript has 37 exons.